Molecule: messenger RNA, 4303 nt
Organism: Cuscuta campestris
Lineage: Eukaryota; Viridiplantae; Streptophyta; Magnoliopsida; Solanales; Convolvulaceae
Source: the annotation of a GenBank genome assembly
CAACUGUCACAGGCACCCAUCUUCUGGAAUCCAGCCUUCGGCGACAAGCCGACGACGUAGUGGGAAUAAAGGUUAAAUUUUGACUCCUUUAAGCAGCGGCCAUCGGACUUCAGCUGGGGAUAAAGGACAUAUUGCUAGUGACCAUGAAGUUGUUCUUUUCGUCUCUUCUGGUGAUCUGAUAUGAUUUUAUUAAGCCUGCUGCACAUGGCCAAUAAACGUCAAGAAAAGAAGUGUCCUAUUAAGUCUGAUUUCUUUGUAAAGGUUUCAGAGAAAAGACAUCAGAAGAGACAACAAACCCAACAAUUAGGCCUUGGUUCAGCUGAAGAGGAUGGAAAAACUUCUUCCCCUGCUGAGUUAGCUGGCAAUAUGACUACUCCAAGAAAGAGGAAACAUCGAGGUAACUCUACACCAGAGAAAGCACAGAAUCGUGCAGAAAAGCAUUAUGCUACACCAGAGAAACCCGUUAAUAGUGCAGAAAAAUGUCAGAAAAGUACUCCAAAGAAAAGAGGAAUAAAAAAUGGAUUAAUGGAAGGAUGCAUUAUGCCAGCAUCAUGUAGCCUCAUGGAGGAUGAAUUAUCACCCAGUGUGAUUCCUAAUCUACGGAUGGAAGCUCAAAAAACAGCUGAGGAAAACUCACGUAUAUAUGCUGGAAAAGAAAUACAUCCAUUUUUUUCAUCAUGGAAAAUGUCUAAGCAAAAGAGUGAGGCCAUCAAUAUGGAGAGAACCUGGUGCUCUCCUGAUAAAGAGGGAAAAAAUCUCACCCUUGCCCCCAUUCAUGUGCUGGAUAUAGUAGAGGAAGAUGAUAUCACUGUUGAUUGGCAGCAUUGGACAUUUUCUGAAAAAUGUAUCCUAAAUCGCAGUUACAUUCUAGAACAUGGACGCUCACCAUUUUGUGUAGGAUUUGUUAGCUCAUGCUCACCACUGUAUGAAGGAUUUGUUAGUUCUCUCGAAUUUGAUACAUUUCAUUGCCCGUCUAAUGCAUAUAGACCAUUACUAUACCAAUACGGUAUUAGUGUUGAUCUGCAUUCUGCUUCCGAGAAGGAAUCUUGUUUUAUUGAUUUUACUGGGGAGCCACAUUUGUUGCAUCUAACAUCUCCCACCCAUUUGGCUGAAGGAACAAUCCUGCAGGAGUGUUUAAAGAAUUCAGAGGAUAAUGAAAAUGGAACACACAGCUCUUUCCUGAAUAUUUCCAGCCGUUUGAGCCCUGACACUGAGAAACAUGAUAGAUUUCUUGGAGGAGGGAUGAUGCGACAAAGUCAAGUACUAUGCAGCCAUCCUGAAAAUUUUCUAUGGACAAAUAAAUACCAGCCCGAGAAGGCCGUGCAGGUAUGUGGUAAUGGUGCAUCCGUGAAAAUCUUGAGCGAUUGGCUGCAUUCAUGGCUCGAAAAAGUUUCUCAAAAAAAUAAGGAUAUCACAUGGAGUGAUACAUUUGUGGAUGUAGAAGCUCGUGACAAUAUUUACGUUAGUGACUGUGAUUCAGAUGAUGACAUAGAAAAUCAUCUUCAAAAUGUUCUGUUAAUUACGGGACCAGUUGGGUGCGGGAAGUCUGCUGCCAUCUAUGCAUGUGCAAAAGAGCAGGGUUUCCAAGUCAUUGAGGUCAAUUCAUCUGAUUGGCGAAAUGGGGCUCUUGUUAAGAAGAGGUUUGGGGAGGCUGUGGAGUCCCAUUGGAUCCAACGUACACAAGGCACACCAAAUCCAGAGGACCAGCAUCUAGUGAUGCCGUGUUCUGCUGCUAAGACUGGGACUGAAGGGUCUAGGAGUGAAGUUAUUGAGCUGAUGCCGUUGUUCACUGAUGAAGAUUCUCAAUUUACCAGUGCAAUGCCUAGAAAUCCAAUUUAUAAGCACAGAACUGAUUGCCAUGGUGACCUUAGAACUUUAGUUCUUUUUGAGGAUGUUGAUGCGGCUCUCUGUGAAGACCGUGGUUUUAUAUCUACCAUUCAGCAACUCUCAGAAACUGCUAAACGACCAAUGAUUCUAACUAGCAACAGUGUCAAUCCUGUGCUUCCAAACAAUUUGGACAGGCUAGAGCUGUGCUUUGCAAUUCCACCUUUGAAUGACGUUCUUGAACUUGCACACACGAUCUGUACUGCAGAGCAAGCUGAAAUUGACACUUCAUUGGUAGAGCGAUUUGUCAGUCACUGUGAAGGGGAUAUUCGCAAAACUAUCAUGCUGCUACAGUUCUGGUGUCAAGGUCUAAUCUUUCAGAAUGGUAAUAAACUCAGGACAUAUAGGCCACUUUUAUUUGAUAUAGAUGCUGGGCAUCUGAUGCUGCCAAAAAUAAUUCAUUCGAGCUUCCCUAGCCCACUCUCUGCACUUGUUGAUGAGGAGAUAACUAAAUCUAUGAGAAUGGCAGAAGACAGCUUUGGUUUGGGUGAUACAGUUGAAGAAGAGAAGUUGAAUGGCAAUAGCAUCCAGAAUAUUUUUAAAGAGUUUGAAGAUCCAAACGGUAUAAUUUCCAAAAAGGAAGCAAUGCUAAGUUUGCAUGGUUUGCCACCAGAUAAAAAUGUACACACACCCAAGCUUGAUAGUAACUCUGAGCUUUCAAAUUACUCUGGAUCCCCAGUUGCUUUCUGUCGAAGAAAUUCACGGAGGAAACUUGAUGCAGUAAUGGUUUCCGAUUCUGAUGAGGAGUGUUUCAGCAGCAGAAAAACAGUAGACUUAAAUGAAGUCCCAUGUGAUAAUUGCGAAGAGGCAAAUGAAAUGAUGUUCAAUUCUCCACCUGAUGUGUCAUCUACUGAGGUGUGCUGCAGUAUUUUGAGUAAGCCCCUGCUUUGUAAACGAAAAAGAUUGAAAAGGAAGUGUUCUAAGGCAGACGGUUCAUUUCAUCCAAAUGCAAUGAACGCAUCAUGUGAUUUCUCUUGUGUUCCAGAGUCAUCAUUUGUUCCGGAAUCCAAGUUUAGUAUUGACUCAAAACUAACAUCUGGAACAGAUUCUUAUAUUAAUGUUAGCUGUAAAGUUGAAGCAGAUUCAGCGAACGGUUUGCUACCAAGUUGUAUGCAUCAUGAGUAUGACAAACACGAUGAUACUGUUCUUGAAACAUGUAACAAUCUUGAACUACUGGGUUGUAGUUCUGAUAUUAACUCAAUAUCUGUUUGUGGUGGUGAAGCUGCUCAAUAUAUUGCACAAUGUGUGGAAGAUUCUUCCGGAGCAUAUCAGCCACUGGAUGAGUGUAGCCGUAUUGACUUCAAUUGGAGAUCUCUAGCCGUUGCACAUGACAAGCAUUAUCUAUCAAUCAAUUCUGUACAAGAAACAUGGAAAAAACUUCGUAACGGGUACAUGAACCUAAAACAGUAUGCUACCUCAGAUCAGAAAGACACUUCCGAGGCUCUUAAUAUUUGUUAUAGAUUGAGCAAUUUAAUUUCGGAAGCUGAUUUAUUGUCUAAUGACUGCCAGCAGCUUAUAUGUGAUUCUUUGGAUUCUUCAAUGAUACCAUGCGAUAGUUUACAGUCAUAUAGCUGGCAUGAUGACCAGCUGCAGAUGUCAUCUAUUGUUGCUCAACAUGGGAUAUGCCUCUUAGCUAAAGAAGUUGCCAAUUUGGAAUUGGAUAAUGUGUCUGUAAAUAAGUUGGAUUUAGCAUCAGAGAUGUUGGCAUCUUCUGAUAGCACAAUGUCUCUAGGGAAGCUGGUUGGUCUUGGCAGAAGAGAAACCAGAACCACAGAAGUAAGACCACUCAAAAGCAGCUAUUCCAAAAGGAAGGUCAGCUCAGAUGUUGUGAAUAUACUUCAAUCAGCUGUUCCUUUGAGGUCAUUCCUCUCAGUGAAAGGUGGUGCAUUUUACGAAUAUCUAUCAGCUUUGAGCCGCAUCUCAAGACUAGAAGCUAACCGGUUGUCAGACUGUGUUAGCAGGAGUAGACAAAGAAGGGCAUGUGUGGAUAGACACUACUUGGCUUGUGGUGGAUUAUCUUUAUCAACUGAAGAUAUAUCAUUGUUGUGUAGAUACAAUUGCUAUCAUAAUGUCUCAUCCAACACCGAGAGUUCUGAGGCCAAAGUUUGAUUUAGUAUUCAAGAAUUGUCAGAUUUGAGAUUCAGCCUUCCCCCCGGCAAAGGUAUUAGUAGUCCUAAGCUAAAAUAGGCAAGAAUAGUUGGCAGAUUCGUUGAUCCAUUCAAUUCAGGUUUAGGCUUCUCUAUUUGUUUUCACUUUUAUCUCUUCUUUUUCUUGGGUUCAUGUGCAACAAACAAUCUCAAACACAAGGAACAUCUUCAUAUAGUACCUGUUGUAUCUCUUACAAGGUUUGUGUCCCCAGAUACAUGUUAUUAGAUUCACAUAGCUUUAGAGCGUAUGAUCCCCUUGUAAAUGCAACAAU